Messenger RNA from Arabidopsis lyrata subsp. lyrata, 2124 nucleotides. RefSeq names its product probable methyltransferase PMT9. The transcript is spliced from 8 exons. Lineage: Eukaryota; Viridiplantae; Streptophyta; Magnoliopsida; Brassicales; Brassicaceae. The coding region runs from base 131 to 1909 and encodes 592 amino acids. Gene Ontology annotation, molecular function: methyltransferase activity. Gene Ontology annotation, cellular component: trans-Golgi network; endosome; cytoplasm. The record is from RefSeq and is a predicted model, not a curated record.
UGGUCUAUUUCGUCGUCUUCGACCUCGCGGGAAUCUACUGUUGCUCACACUAUCCACUCUUCACCGGCAGCUAGAUUUCCGGGUCCUCUGUAUCGGGUCAGAUCUAGAUCCGGAUCCGGAGACGCUGAGUAUGAAACACUUGAGAACUGAGCGAGUCCGUCCGACUCCGAAGCUCUUCACUUACGUUCUCGUCGGUUUCAUCGCUCUACUCGGCUUGACUUGCCUCUACUACGGCUCUUCCUUCGCUCCCGGAUCCAGAAAGUCCGAUGAGUUCGAUGGAUCUAAUCACCGCGUUCGCACCGGAAUCGGAUCCGUGAGGAAUCGAGAUGGUGUGCUUGCAGUGAGCCGUUUCGAAGUUCCUAAAAGUGUUCCGGUUCGUGAAUCGAAUCAUUUGAUUCUAAUUGAUGUUUGGUUACAUCAUUGUCCUCCACCAGAACGGCGUUUCAAUUGCCUUGUUCCUCCUCCAAUUGGUUAUAAGAUCCCGUUAAGGUGGCCUGUGAGUAGAGACGAGGUGUGGAAGGCGAAUAUCCCCCACACACACCUUGCGCAAGAGAAAUCUGAUCAGAAUUGGAUGGUUGUUAAUGGUGAUAAGAUCAAUUUUCCUGGUGGAGGAACACAUUUCCACAACGGAGCUGACAAAUACAUUGUUUCCCUUGCUCAGAUGCUGAAAUUCCCUGGUGACAAACUCAACAAUGGGGGAAGCAUUCGGAAUGUUCUUGAUGUUGGUUGUGGGGUAGCUAGCUUCGGAGCCUAUCUUCUUUCACAUGACAUCAUAGCCAUGUCUCUUGCUCCUAAUGAUGUCCACCAGAACCAGAUCCAGUUUGCUCUAGAACGAGGGAUUCCAUCAACGCUUGGUGUUCUUGGGACUAAGCGGCUUCCAUACCCAAGCAGAUCAUUUGAACUUGCUCACUGCUCUAGAUGUCGGAUAGAUUGGCUUCAAAGAGAUGGGAUCUUGUUGCUGGAACUUGAUAGGUUGCUCAGACCUGGUGGCUACUUUGUAUACUCUUCGCCUGAAGCUUACGCACACGACCCAGAAAACAGAAAGAUUGGGAAUGCGAUGCAUGAUCUCUUCAAGAGAAUGUGUUGGAAGGUCGUGGCCAAACGAGACCAAUCUGUUAUAUGGGGAAAACCAAUAUCCAAUAGCUGUUAUUUGAAGAGGGAUCCGGGUGUCCUGCCUCCACUUUGUCCUUCUGGAGAUGACCCAGAUGCAACUUGGAACGUCUCAAUGAAGGCUUGCAUAUCACCUUACUCAGUGAGGAUGCACAAAGAAAGAUGGAGUGGACUCGUUCCCUGGCCACGGAGGCUGACAGCUCCUCCACCACGUCUUGAAGAAAUUGGUGUCACUCCUGAGCAAUUCCGUGAAGAUACGGAAACAUGGCGGCUUAGAGUGAUAGAAUACUGGAAACUGCUGAAACCAAUGGUGCAAAAGAACUCCAUAAGAAACGUGAUGGACAUGAGCUCAAACCUUGGCGGUUUCGCAGCUGCUCUAAACGAUAAAGAUGUAUGGGUAAUGAAUGUCAUGCCCGUUCAAUCCUCUCCGAGAAUGAAGAUCAUCUACGACCGUGGCCUUAUCGGAGCCACUCAUGAUUGGUGUGAAGCCUUUGACACAUACCCACGAACAUUUGAUCUUAUCCACGCAUGGAACACGUUCACAGAAACCCAAACACGUGGAUGCAGCUUUGAGGAUCUGCUUAUUGAGAUGGAUCGGAUACUACGCCCAGAAGGAUUUGUCAUAAUUCGUGACACAACAGACAAUAUUAGCUACAUCAAGAAGUAUCUGACAUUGUUGAAAUGGGAUAAAUGGUCCACAGAGACAACUCCAAAAGGUGAUUCUCUGUCGACCAAAGACGACAGAGUUUUGAUCGCCAGAAAGAGACUUUGGAGCGUGCCCGCCAAUUCAGCGUCGUGAAAUCUAACAGGCAACAUGCGACUCGUGAAUGAAUGAGAUAUACAGCAUCAGAGAGGCAUAGCUGAGGAAAAUACGCAGCGUUUAGGGUUAUUUACGUGUGAGCAAUGGAGAAGUGUAAAUUACACGACAUUCAUACAUAGUUAUGAUGCAUUUGUUGUAGGAAAACUUCAAAAUCUUCUUAUUUGCGAUCUUCAUGUUCCAAUUUAAAAGUAAAA